Molecule: messenger RNA, 2968 nt
Organism: Humulus lupulus (European hop)
Lineage: Eukaryota; Viridiplantae; Streptophyta; Magnoliopsida; Rosales; Cannabaceae
Product: importin beta-like SAD2
Exons: 12
Coding region: 1425-2588 (387 amino acids)
Biological process (GO): protein import into nucleus
Cellular component (GO): cytosol; nuclear envelope
Source: RefSeq, a predicted model, not a curated record
UAUCAUCAGUCAUAAUGAAAAUUGGACUUCUGAAGGCCCUGUCUGAUAUAGUUGCAAAAGAGAUACACUCUAUUAAUAUCGAUCCAUCUUGCCCACACCAACUAGCAUUUCACCUUGAUGAUGGUUGGUCUGGUGUUUUGGACACCUUUAAUUUUGAUGUUACACAUAUUCAUUGCCCUCCUCCAGCUUGGUUGUAAGUUGAACUCCAUCUAAGUGUAUUAUAUUGAUACUGUUAUGGAUCAAACUUGUUAUGGAUAGUAGGGUUGAUAUUCAACAACUCAUCAAUUUUGUUGAGAUUUGAUAUUCAACUGCGAAGAACCUCAGCAGCGUUAGAAUCACGCUUAAGCUCUUCCAUCUGAGGCCUCUGUUUGAAAGAUAUGUAGAAAGUGAAUUUUCAUCUGAGCCUUUAUUGUUUUAAUUUUUUUUUUGGAUCCCCUGCUGCAGCAAGUCCAAAAACUUGCCAUUUUUUUGAAUUUCUUAAUUUCCAGUGGUUUUUUUUCCUCUAACAUGUGUAUUUAAAUAAUUUUAAGAUGUUACAAAAGAAUUUUUUCUGAAACUCAUUUUUGGCAUACAAUCUGAAGUUUUUUUAGUUAUGCUGAAUUUCAAGAAAGCUUGUCAUAUUCUUUUGAUUUUUGAGUGGUUUGUUUGCUUUAACAAGUGUAUUUAAAUGGUAUUAAGAUACCACAACAGAAAUAUUUCAAAAACUUUGCAUGAAACUCAUAUUUGGCAUUCAAUCUGAUUAUUUAAGUUUAUUAUGCUGAAACUUGAAAACUUGCCAUAUAUUUUUUUAGAGUUUUGAGCUUUUAGUAGAGUGUUUGCUAUAACAAAUGUAUUUAAAUGAUUUUAAGAUGCCACAACAGAAAUGUUUCAAAUUUUUUGCAUGAAACUCAUUUUUUGCAUUAGAAAUGGAUAUGGAAUCGGAAUGGGUCCUUUUUAUGAACGAGUACAAUUAUUUCUCAUGUCCCCAUGUAAUUAGUUGCUUUGAAUUUUUCUUAGGCAUAUUUUUCUUAUUUUCCAAUUAAAAAAAUAAGUAUAUAAUUCUUACUUCAAUUAUAUGCAUAGUUAAAUAUUAUUUUAUUUUAUUUUUAUCUUUAUUCUAUGCCCAAUUUUGAUAUAGUUAAAUAUGAAAAAUACUUUCUAUUACCGUUGAAUUUGUAGCAAAGAUAGUAUGUCUUAUGCAUAUGUGAUAUUAAUUUGUUUUUAAACACAAAAGUUCCAAAAAUUUGAAUUUUAGUUUGUUUGUCUAUUAAUAAUAAUGUGUUCGGUUGAUAUGCCUACUUACAAAUGACAACUUUUGUGUUAAAGAAGAUUAAUGUUAUAGGCUUAAAUAGUUUGACUAAUAAUUGAAAAGAUUUAUUUAUUUAUUAUUAUUAUUUUGUAAUCUAAUGUUAUUUAAAUCCUAAUUACUAAUAAUCAAUGCGUGGAUGGUUUUGUUUUUAAAUGUUUUGGAGAGUCCUGUCCUUGUGGAUGGUCAGCCCGUAGACCCUGACCUCAGGAAAACAUGGGGUUGGUGGAAGGUGAAGAAAUGGACUGUUCACAUUUUAAACAGGCUGUUCACCAGGUUUGGAGAUUUGAAAUUGCAUAAUCUAGAGAAUAGAGCUUUUGCUCAAAUGUUCCAGAAAACUUACGCAGGGAAGAUUUUGGAGUGUCAUUUAAGUCUGUUGGGGGUGGUCCGUGUUGGUGGUUAUUUACCUGACAGAGUUACCAACCUUAUUCUUCAAUAUUUAAGCAACAUUAUUUCGAAGCUAAGUAUGUAUAAUCUUCUGCAACCUCGACUUGAGGUUAUUCUCUUUGAGAUAGUAUUCCCUCUUAUGUGCUUCAAUGACAAUGAUCAGAAGCUUUGGGAUGAGGACCCUCAUGAGUAUGUUAGAAAAGGCUAUGAUAUCAUUGAAGACUUGUAUAGUCCAAGGACUGCUUCCAUGGAUUUUGUCAGCGAGUUAGUUAGGAAACGUGGAGAAAAUCUUCCAAAGUUUAUCCAGUUUAUAGUUGAAAUUUUUAAGAGGUAUGACGAAGCACCAGCGGAACACAAGCCCUAUCGACAAAAAGAUGGUGCCCUUCUUGCUAUUGGUGCUCUAUGUGACAAAUUGCACAAACUGAACCAUACAAAUCAGAACUUGAGCGUAUGUUGGUGCAACACGUAUUUCCUGAGUUUAGCAGUCCAGUUGGCCAUCUUAGGGCCAAGGACGCUUGGGUUGCAGGACAAUAUACUCAUAUUAAUUUCUCAGACCAGAAUAAUUUUCCGUAAAGCACUGCAGAGUGUUGUAUCUGGGAUGCGAGAUCCAGAACUUCCUGUUCGUGUGGAUUCAGUUUUUGCUUUGCGCUCUUUUGUUGAAGCUUGCAAAGAUUUGAAUGAAAUACGCCCAAUCCUUCCCCAAUUGCUUGAUGAGUUUUUUAAACUUAUGAAUGAGGUGGAGAAUGAGGAUCUGGUGUUUACGUUGGAGACAAUAGUAGAUAAGUUUGGGGAGGAGAUGGCACCUUAUGCCCUUGGGUUGUGCCAAAACUUGGCUUCUGCAUUUUGGAGGUGUAUGAAUACAGCUGAAACUGAAGAAGACGCUGAUGAUUCUGGUGCUUUAGCUGCUGUAGGAUGAUGAAGGACUAUUGCUUAAAUGAGAUACCAAUGCGAUGGCUAACUAGUAAUUGUGGUGGAAAGAAUACAUCUACACUUGGUGAAAUUAAUGAAACUCGAAAUGAAUGGGCAGCCAAGCUUCUUGAGCGGAUGAGUCAUAGUUAGAGUAACUUUUGAAAUCAGAAUUAAAAAAUAUACUAAUUGUAGUAUUUAGUUAGUAAUUACAUAGUUAUUCCAAGUGUAUAUUUUGAUAUUGUAAUUUUAGAUUUGGAACAUACUGAGUUCUAUUGAUUUUGUCUGCCUAUUGAUUAUGUCUGUACUAUGUUGUAAUUACACAGGAAAUUAUGAAUGAAUAUAGUGGUUGAAAAUAGAGAAAUGAAAAAAUUCUCAUAUUCUACAUGA